Messenger RNA from Coffea arabica (coffee), 2406 nucleotides. RefSeq names its product probable purine permease 11. Gene Ontology annotation, molecular function: purine nucleoside transmembrane transporter activity. Gene Ontology annotation, cellular component: membrane. The record is from RefSeq and is a predicted model, not a curated record. Lineage: Eukaryota; Viridiplantae; Streptophyta; Magnoliopsida; Gentianales; Rubiaceae.
CGAUAGAAACAAAACCACGUGUGGGAGACGACACUAUCGGUUAUUCGUCACCCCGUCUUCUCCUAAAAUCUCUGAGCGUAUUCGUCAGACCUACACACUUGCAUACUUGCAUCUCGCUCGCUUGUGGCGGCUUAAAUUUUUUUUUUCUCCCUCUGGAGAUUUCGGCGCCUUUCCUGGUAUUUCACUCUCAAGUUUGUAUGUGAAUUUCCUUGCCACCAUGCCAGUCAAUGAGGAACCAAUAUUGAUAAAGGACAGUACUUUGAUUGAUACGCUGCCAUUUUUCCGACUCAAGCGCUGGCAGUGGUGGCUUUUGGUUGCCCUUAACAUAGUGUUUCUUCUCGUUGGUCAAGCUGCAUCUGUCCUUCUGGGAAGAUUUUAUUAUGACAAGGGUGGAAAUAGUACAUGGCUGGCCACACUCCUCCAAACAGCUGGUUUCCCGAUUCUUUUUAUCCCUUACAUAUUCAUUGGCUCCUCGUGGACACCUUCGGAUUCAGCCAAUCCUUCUCUUAUUAGAGUUUGUUUGAUCUACUUUGUCCUGGGGGCAAUGACAGCUGGGGAUAAUAUGCUCUACUCAGUUGGACUUUUGUACCUCUCUGCCUCUACUUAUUCCCUUAUUUGUGCUUUGCAGCUGGCUUUCAAUGCUGUAUUCUCUUUCUUUAUCAAUCGCCAAAAAUUCACCAUUAUGAUUCUUAAUUCUGUGAUUGUCCUCACGUUAUCUGCUUCUCUCCUUGCUGCUAAUGGUGACUCUACUGAACCUUCAGGAGUCUCAAAAGGGAAAUAUCUCAUUGGAUUCUUAGCUACACUGGCAGCAUCUGUUCUGUAUUCACUCUUACUUUCUCUUAUGCAACUAUCGUUCCAGAAAGUCCUAAAGAAGGAAACUUUUUCUGUGGUGCUUGAAAUGCAGAUUUAUACAUCUGUGGUGGCCACUUGCAUCUCCACUAUUGGUCUUUUUGCUAGUGGGGAUUGGUCAACAUUGCAAGGCGAAAUGAACACUUUCAGCACAGGAAAACUUUCCUAUGUUAUGACUUUGGUAUGGACAGCAAUUUGUUGGCAAAUUUGUGCUGUUGGUGUGAUAGGUCUGAUAUUUUUGGUGUCAUCUUUGUUCUCUAAUGUUAUCAGUACUCUUUCUUUGGCAAUCACUCCUAUUGCUGCACUCAUAGUCUUCCAUGACAAGAUGAACGGUGUUAAGAUAAUAGCCAUGCUUAUGGCACUUUGGGGUUUUGCCUCUUAUAUUUAUCAGAAUUACAUUGAUGACAUUAAGACGAGGAAGACCCACACCAAUGCUGAAAGGACUACUAAUGACUCGUUGUGCUGAUAAUUUGGAACGGGUGGGAUGGGGUUGUGAAGAUCGCCUGGAAUUUUUGUUUAGAAAGGGUUCAUCUUAUGCCUGAGACGUUUUCUUAGCGUUGUAGGUUAUAAUUUUGCUUUCUAAACUUUACCUUAGCUGAGUGGAUUUUUUUUUCGUAUCACUUGGUAACUGAUUGACACGUUACGCAAUUCAAUUGGAUUAGAGUUAAAAGUUUUUUCAGAAUCUGUUUGAGGAAGAACGUUCUUUCUGCAGACUUGCAAUUUCCAGGAAAAAUCAUCUAUCUAAGUGGGGGAUUUAACUUGUUAGGAGCAUUUAGCUAGCUCACAAACAUGCUAUAUUUCAGUCAAAAUGCUGUUAAAUUUCUGUGAGAUGAGACGGAAGGAGAAAGAGAUAUUAUUUGCUGGCUGCAAGUUAGCGGGUGCCUGGAGUUGAGGUUUAAAAGGUUUUAUCUGAAAGCAUGCAUUUGAAUUUGAUUCAUGGUGGAGGAGGCUGAGAGAAGCUAUGUACUUAAUGAUGUAAUGGAGUUGAAAUGACGCAAGUUGUAGCGGAGGCUAGGAUCAGUUUUGAUAGUCUUACGGGGCUGUAAUGGAAGAAGGAAAUUAGACUGAAGUUUCUGAAUGAUAUUUUGUGCGGGCAGUAAGAGCCUACGGAAAAAAUCUGAGACUUGUAUACAACUGCUCUUGGAUAGUUGGGUUUUGCUACCUAAGAUAGCAGCAAACAAGUUGGAAUUUUGUACUUGGUGAUGCCCUUUAGUGAUAGGAAUUGGAUGGCGCAAUCUGUAGUUUGUUGCUUAAGUACAGCACGGGUUGCAGAAAGAGGGAUGUUUGGAAAUGGUGGAAUGUCUAGUGCCAAGCCAUUUUGCUACAAUCUGCUGGACAGAGUUGUUGAAGCUCGACACAGUCAAAUUGAUCUGUGUGGUUAGGCAUGCUGUCCUCAUUUCUGAAAGUUGAAAACCUCAGUUCAGGUUUCCGGUGUUGCAUGCAUUAGGGGUAAUUAGUAGUGUAUGAUAAUAAACUGACAAUUCUUGAUGGUCUGCGCAAACAAUUACUGUUAACAAGUAAUUUAUGUGUACGUGAUUAUAUACACCUCAAAAAAAA